Molecule: messenger RNA, 3276 nt
Organism: Nothobranchius furzeri (turquoise killifish)
Lineage: Eukaryota; Metazoa; Chordata; Actinopteri; Cyprinodontiformes; Nothobranchiidae
Gene: taf1b
Product: TATA box binding protein (Tbp)-associated factor, RNA polymerase I, B
Biological process (GO): nucleolar large rRNA transcription by RNA polymerase I; RNA polymerase I preinitiation complex assembly
Cellular component (GO): RNA polymerase transcription factor SL1 complex; RNA polymerase I core factor complex
Molecular function (GO): RNA polymerase I core promoter sequence-specific DNA binding
Source: RefSeq, a predicted model, not a curated record
GCAGUUGCUAAAAUCAACCGAUGAAGAUGAAGCGGUUCCAGCUACAAACACGCUUCUCUCAUUUUAGCUUGAGAGCUAAAAGGAAAACCUAAUGAAUAAAUUAAACACAUAAUGACCAGACUUUAGUUUUAAAUCACGAUGGAUGAAGACGCUACGGCUGGCUACAGGGAGCCCUGCGCUCAGUGUGCAGCGGUGAACUGGGGCAUCUCAGAAGAAGGUCGUUUCUACUGCAUGUCCUGCCACAACGUCAUAGAGAGGACCAUAGAGGUGGUGGACCUGAGCGUCGCUGGAAGCUCCAACCGAUUAAAAUCUAUCGCCAAAGGACCCAGAACCAGUAAAGAAGAGCGCGGCUACACCUGGCUGGUCUGUGAGGGGUUCCAGUUCAUCCUGAAGAACCAGGCUGACGCUCUGCUCCGGCUGGGAGUCGAUCCGAACUUUAAGGAGGUUUUGUGUCAGAUGUGGAGACUUUACCUGCAGAAGAGCCAGCAGGCGUACACCUCCGAUCGGCUGCGUGGGUCCAGGUUCAGACCGCUCAACAUCGACUCAGACUCUGACUGCGCCACCGAGUCGUCCAUCGUGUCGGAGAGAGAGUCGAACCCGUCCAGUUUCUCAGAGAUCGACAGCGAUUGCUCCGGUUCCGCCGACGAGAGAACCCCACGGAGGAGGAACCGCUUGAUGAGAAUGAGGAAGACUCUGGCUCUGGUUCACCUAGCGUUGGUGUGGAGCCGCGAGGCUCUGACGCUCAGCGACCUGCUCAGGCUGGUCAGAGACGGCCACGUCCCAUACCUGAACGCCUACGAGCAGUUUCCUGAAGAGAUGAAGCUGAGUGGAAACAAAUCCAGUGUCUUCAACACCAAGAGCAUCCCGUCUCACCGCCUGGUCCAUAAAGUGGCUCAGAGUCUGGUUCUGGUCCUGGAGCUUCCUGCUUUUCCUCCCAUCGGCCCAGAGAAUCUGCUCCACCCGGCGAUGCUCAGCAUGCGUUACCUAGCUGAUGCCAACCUGCCCGAUGGGCUGCACCGGUGGGUCUGCAGCCUGAUGGAGCGCCCACAGAAGUCUAAACGGGAUCCGAGUCCGGCGUUGCCACGGCACGACGUUCAGGCCGCUGCCCACAUCAUCGUCACCAUGAAGCUGAUCUUCGGUCUAGACGACCAUACCGAAUGGGAAUUAUCCAACAAAGUGACCCCGCAUGACCCCUCUGAAAACCUGUUCAGCUUCAGGAGGUGGUUCCGGCUGAUGGGGGCGGCUCUGGGCCGAGCCGAGCAGAAGCGGGACCGGGAUAUGGCCAGGAAGCAGUGGAAGCCAACGAAACCGAUUAUCCUACGUAGGAGGCUGGCGGGCCGCGCGAUGAAGACAAAAAGAAUCUCUGAGCAGCUGCAAAUGUGCUUCGAGAAGCUGUCCUCCAGUCCUGCAGGUGUCCAGGAUGUCGGUCUGUCCAGCUUCAGGUUCUGCUGGGGCGACGAGGACGGGUCCAACGGUCCCAGUCUGCAUCACAUGAAGCUGGAUGGAGUCCUGAGCCUGGAGGACGAUGUCCUGACUCCCCUUAACUCCUCCUACUGGCAUCCAGGCCUCAGACGCUGCAAACUGAUGCACUGCCAAGGAUCGGCCCCGGGUCAUUACCCCGAGUUCGAGCCGUCGCUGCCGCGGUCCUUCGUCUGGGUGCUGCGGCUCUUCAGCUUCCUGCUGGACGUGGAACCAUGUUACCUGUUUCAGGAGGUGCUGGAGGUGGAGAGGAGGCUGGUCGGAUCCAGGUUACCAGGGCAACGAAACAAAAGGAGGCUCAGGAACAGGACAGGAAAGGAAGAGGAGCAGCAGGAAGAGAGGAGCUGAAGGGAUGAAGGAUUAGCCUACCUGGACGUGUCCCCAAACGUCCCACCUGGUGUCUCGAGAACAGACUCGGAGGAGAAAAGUUAUCAAGUUUCAUUUCAUCUGGAUUCAGAUGGUUGUAAAAGAAAAUUCAUGAGAUAAGAUUCUUAAUUUUUUUAUGAACUUGUAUAAAAACAUGAAACGAGUGUAUUAAAACAGAAAACUCUGACAUGAAGCAUCAGAGACAUGUUUAUGUGACCCAAGUGCAGGUGUUUCUGUCCUCAUGCGGCUGCUGCUGAUGAUGAUCAAGUAAAUUCAUGCUUUCACUUCCUGUUUUUGUGCUUUGUCUGGAGACAAAGGAGCUGCAGUAGCGGGGAGCAGCCAGCAGGGGGACAGGUGGUGAAGGAGGCUGAACACCAGACCAGAGAUGUUUGUCUGCAGCUCCUCUGGAGUGGAGAUGUUCCUGCUGGGCAGCUCCAGCAGAACCUGUUCCCUGGAUGAUCCCGUCUCACCAGAACGGGUUUCAUCUCCUAUCUGAUGCGUCUGAGGCUGAGAACACGGCAGGAGAGUGGUUCAGUCAGCCGCUUCCAGACAGGUGAUGUCUGCAUCCAGCUGUUUGUUUUGUCGCUGCUGUUGCUAGGCAACAGGACAGCUUGGGCAGGUUGCCAUGGAGAUGUCACAGGUAAGAGUCCAACAGGCAAACAUGAGCUCACUGCUGAUGAUAAUGUGUCUCGGAGAAACUGGAAUACCAAAUCCUCUCCGGCGGAUCUGACUCCAGUUACCAUAAAUUCCACCAAAACAUGGAAUGAUUGACAGGUGUCCCUUCUAAGGGGGCGCCUCAGAUGGCUCUGUGAACAGCCUCAGUUUGGAGAGUUACCUGGAGCCCAGGUGUGUCCCUGUGAUGGACUAGAGUCCAUUCCAGGUGGGUGUUGGACAGACGAGGGAUACGUUUUUCCCAUCUGGGACUGGGUGUCCCAUCAGGUCCGGGUCCUUCCUCCCACCUCCUCCAGAACUCUGAAGACGCUCGACCUGUUUCUCCUUCCUGGUUCAGCCAAUCAGAACUCAGCUUUUCUGCUGGCAUCAUUUUAUGUUUCUGUAGGAUUUUGUGCCUAAAUGGGAAUGAUCUAUCAUGUAACUCCGAACUCACAAAGACUUCUCCUGAAAUCAGCUGGUGAAUAAGGUUUAACUCGGGACUGCUGCCGGAGAACUCUGGAAAGUUUUAUAUAUAAAUAUAUAUAUAUUUUUUUUUUUUCGUGGGUGCUCAGCGAGUCGACUGGAAAAGAAAACACGACUCAGAUUCCUGAUUUAGAAACGUUCCUGCUGCCGUCGGCCUGCUGAUACCAAACAUCUGGGAAACAUCCAGAUUUCUGUCGCUGAGUUCCUGGAAAGCAAACGGGAAUGUUGAGUCGGAUCGACUCACAGCCCGAUCUUCAGAUGAAUAAUUAAUAAAUCUGAUUGUCUUUUAUUUCCUUU